CAGAGUUGCCGAAGUGCGUGCAGCGCGCGGGUCUUUUAUCCAUAUCAUGCGAAUAUUCACAUGCUUCGAUUUAUUUGAUAAUUUAUUUUGGUUUUUGAAAAUGUAAUUUCAAAACGGCCAACGGAUUAGGGUAUAAGCUAUAAGAACUCUCUUUUGUUAUCUCUCCUUUCAUUUUGUUUACUGGCGGUAGUUUUCAAAAAGCAUCUUCACGUUUAAAUUAUUCAACGCGACGAUAAUAGUUUUGGUUUUUUCAAAAAUUCAAAUUUCGUGUGACUCUCAAGGUGUGGAAAAGUGAAUCUGGAGCACCGGGCGCGUGCAAUACCGAGCUUCGGGCUAAAAGUGUUUUCAUGAUAGAAGAAACUUUGGGUGAUUUCGGCUUCCUGUUCGGUGGCUAAGACGUCCCGAAAUAAUCGGGUGCAACAAGUCGGGUUUUAUAUAUCCGGGACGGCCUAACGCUAACACGUUAUCUAUUGUCUAUUAAUAAUACGGAAGGCGAAGGAAAAAUAAACAAAAUUUUUCAAGGAGGAUGCAGAGGCGAGGAGGUGGUCCACGAAAGAGCAGGUGCAGCCGAUUCAGGAGUUGUUGAGACCGAUCGAAUACCCGUUGCUAAAUUUAUAGUGAAUACACGGAUAAUAGUGAAUAUUCAUCAUGGAUAUAAAGUGGAAAAAGUAGAGUGCGAAUUAUACAAGGUAGAAUAUCGAGAUCGACCGUCGAGAGAAGUCUGCGGGGAAAACUUGGAGACAUUUUUAUCCUGUAGGUGAUGCGGUUGGUUGUAACUACUUUCCAAGUCAACAAGAAAGCCGGUCGUCCGAUAAAUACGCGCAACGUUUAUACCUGCAUCAUUCGUCAAAAUGAGAAGCGAAGUUGGCGAGUGGCUGGCCACGUGCGUUGGUUCGCCUAUUUGUAUCCUGUUGCUCUCCUGGACUCUUUUGAUCUACCAGAAUCAGCCGUCGUGCAGUAAACGGAGAAUCGAUCUACUGGUCGUCGGAGUCCUCGCUCAGAGUCUCAUUCAUCAGCUGGCUCUUCUCUUCUACGCCAUUCUCACGCUUAUCAGGCCGGUGAAUCACUUCGGAGAAUUAUGCUCAACUUUGGUAUGGAUGCUCAAUUCGUCGAGCAUUUUACAGGAGCUCACGCUGACGACGAUCGCCAUAUUUGCAGCGAUAAGCAGCGAGGAGGUCACUAAGAAUCACUUAAAAUACCACAUACUCAGCAUGAGCAUCCUUAGCGCCUGCAUAGGAGUCACGGGCGUGUUGAAUUUUGAACCGGAUACCUGUGUUUUCGUUGCCCACGAGUUAUCGCUGAAAUACGGAAUAUUUUUCAACUCUAUGCGGGGGCUGCUGAUUCUCACAUCGGUACUGAGCCUCGUCGUAACAUUUUACAAGGACAUCUGUACGAAACCGAAGAACGAAUUGCUGAAGAGCGUCUCUGACCUUUCCGACCUGAGUUCGAAAAAUUCGUCGGGAUUCGACUGCCAACAAGACAGGACGUGGGAUCCUUCGAGUGUCUCUUGCACCAGCAGUUCCACCAACAGCAGAGCCUGUUUGAGGAAAAAGAAAAUCGUCGACGAGAACAACAGCCAUUCAACGGUUUACAGCAUUCUGUUCGUCUGCUAUAUCUGUAAUCACAUUCCUGUUCUGGUGAUUUCAGUUAAGCCGGAACUGCUGCGGGGCUUCUGUACCCCACAAAAUAUAGCCACUUGGUUACCGCUUCUCCAGGAUGUACUGCUACCAAUUUCUUUAGCUAUUUUCGACAAGAUGUUCUGCCAUUACGUUGCCAAAGUUUACACGAAGCAGGAUCACGCGAGGAAAAUGUCCCACGGUGGUAUCGAUGGAAAAUUCAGACAUUUCGAACAGGACGCCGAAUAUAAGUUGCAGUUAAAUUUGAAUCACGGUUUAAAAUUUCCUUUAACUAAUGGGAGUCUAUAUGGAAGGUUGCAUAACCAUCAGAAUAGAGGAAGGAACGGUACCAUAACCAUGGGAAUACAACAUUACCCAAGGUCACAGUCCCACGAUGAAAAUGUGUACUCGUCGCUCCCGGCGGAGCUGACCUCCUUCGCAAGUUCGACGUUCGAACCUCGUCAAGAUUCGAGAAUCGGUUCGCACGGUGUUAAGGUCAAUAACAAGGAUCAGAACAACGUUGAUAGGAUACGGGUGAACGAGAACUUCGAAUUCGGAAGCAAGAGAAAAAUCGGGAGCACCGAUGUGUUCGGUCAGAAUAUGGAGAACCUCGUGCAGUUGGAGGACACUACGAUUCUCAACAGGACGGGACCACCAUCUUCGGGAUUUUCCGUUCUGGGAAUGGGACUUCAGGGACUCGGACAACUCGGCAUGACGACGCGUAGUCAAUACGUGAAAGGAAGUUUGGGCCAGAUAAGCGAGGAAUGCCCGCGAAUUCACGCGCCAAAGGUCGUCGUAGGUCUUGAAAAUUGCUCGAGACUGGAGAAAAGCCUCGAGGGAAAAUUAAAGUACAAUUCUUGCACGGAGAUCCACGAGAUUCCGACGCGCUCGAAAAAAUUGAUGAAAAGAAAUCAGAGCUUCGACGAAUCGACCGCUGGUAACGGAGUUGCGUCGCAUCUUGACGGCGGUUCGAGAACGUACGUAAAGAGUAAUCGUUACUCUUCAGUUUUCGCCAAUUACGCCGAUAUCGAGACCCCCGGGGGAGCCUACGAUACUUCGGACGAUGAAAGCUGUGACUUGGACGGCGAAUUUCGCGACUUUGGGGACACGAUCAGCUCCUGCAGGAGUUGUUGCUCGGUAACGACCGUCGCUAACGAUGAUUUCGAGUUUUUUCAGCGUGAGGAAUCGAGAACUUUGAAAAAACCCUCGUUCGCAAACUCAGAAGCCAGUAUCAGGUCAUUCACGCCUAAAAUUAUCGAUAAGAAUUCAAAGUCAUCGAAACCGGUGUGCUUGGGGAGGGUUGAACACCGAAAUUUCACCAAACCCACCAUACAGUCUUAUCAUUUGAAAACUAAAAUGGCGGCGGGAUAUUCAAUGAAUGAUCUUGACAAACUUACGGUCAGUAACAGAGGACUCGCACUGUCCGUUGAAAGUCUGCGAAAUAUCAUGAGGGAUUCUGGUAUAAGUUACCUCGAUAACGGAGAGCUUUGCAGGCAUGACAUAGGCGGCUCGGCACCUGAUUUAAAAAAAAUAUUCGUUUCUGAAUUCAUCUGAAUCGCGUGAAGAAUUCAAAUAUAUUUUUUAUAAAUGCACAUAUUGUGCUUUGCAGUCAUCGUCGAGCGUUUUACGUACUAUUUUUUGACGUCGCAAUUACCGUCCCUGUGGUAUAAACGUUGCAGAGGUUUAAUUUUAUUCGAUUCUACUUUUCAUCAUCAUACUAUGAAAUCAUGUAAAUAUAACGUGUAUAUUUGUACUCUAUAAUAGGUUAUUUAAGUGAGAGCAUAUAUUGUGUACUUCGUUUUGUUUAUAAUAAAAGCUCCGUAUUGUUGUUGUGAAAA
Molecule: messenger RNA, 3454 nt
Organism: Athalia rosae (coleseed sawfly)
Lineage: Eukaryota; Metazoa; Arthropoda; Insecta; Hymenoptera; Athaliidae
Exons: 6
Coding region: 852-3170 (772 amino acids)
Source: RefSeq, a predicted model, not a curated record